Messenger RNA from Ceraceosorus guamensis, 1311 nucleotides. RefSeq names its product alpha-ketoglutarate-dependent sulfonate dioxygenase. Lineage: Eukaryota; Fungi; Basidiomycota; Exobasidiomycetes; Ceraceosorales; Ceraceosoraceae. Bases 1 to 1311 code for a protein of 436 amino acids. Gene Ontology annotation, molecular function: 2-oxoglutarate-dependent dioxygenase activity. The record is from RefSeq and is a predicted model, not a curated record. The transcript is spliced from 2 exons. Gene Ontology annotation, cellular component: cytoplasm.
AUGGCACCAUCUGCAAUCUCUGGUAGUCCCCCACCUCGCUACCACUCGCCUCCGGGUGGCUCAAAGGCAAGCGAUCUCAAGCAAGCAUCAACAACGACCACGGAGCAGCAGACGAACAAGAAGCCGCCCAAAUAUGUCGUGGAUGAUUUCAACCCUUACCACAAUCCGUUGAAGGUCACCGAGUCCGAGGCAGAUAGGCAGUACCCCUUUCCUGAUCUCAAGCCUUGCUUCCCUUCCGACAUCAACACUGCCCCGUACGAGCCAAUCACCAACUUUGUGGACCGUGGCACCUUUGCGGACUCGUCCAAAGCCGCCUUGUACGGUGCAUCUACCAAGAUUGACCACCUCAGCGUCAACAUCGGCACAGAGCUGAUCGGUCCUCAACUUCACAAGCUCUCUGCUCAGCAGAAGGAUGAAUUGGCGCUGCUGGUCGCGGAACGUGGUGUAGUGGUGUUCAGAGAUCAGGAACUUUCUCCUGACCAAUUGGUAGAGUUUGGUGGAUAUUUUGGAGCAUCGGACAGACCGCUGCAUCAACACCCAUCGUCUGGUGUUCCAAGAAGACGCGGACUGGACGACGUGCAUGUGGUGUGGCACGACGAGUCGAUGAAACCUAGCGACCUAGCCUUUACAUCCACCGAGCUCUACCAUUCCGACGUCACUUUCGAACUCAACCCGCCAGGAUUGACGGCUCUGCACAACAUCACCAAUCCGGUGCAUGGAGGGGGAGACACGCUGUUCAGCAGCGGUUACGGAUUGUACGACAAGCUGAGCGAUCCUAUGAAAGCUUACUGCGAGAGCUUGCAGGCCGUUCAUUCGGGCGUCGCGCAAGCUGAAGGCGCUUCCAAAGCUGGCCUGCACCUUCGUAGACCCGCUUUGGAGACGACGCACCCGCUAGUCCGCACGCAUCCCGUCACGGGUUGGAAGAGCAUCUUUGCGAAUCCAGCCUUUACCACCGCCAUUGCUGGAGUUCCUCGAUCGGAAUCUCAAAUGAUCCUUAAUCACCUCUUUGGUCUCAUGACCAACUCGCCCGAGUUGACGUUGAGGGUGCGAUGGCAAACGGGCACGGUCGUCGUUUGGGACAAUCGAGUGACGACGCACAGCGCGACGUACGAUCAUUGGAGACCUGAUCCCACGUGCAGGAGGCAUGCCCUCAGAGUAGCAGCUACGGCCGAAAUUCCUUCCUUGCUCAGACCGGAUGGUUCCGAAGGUGUUUCAAGGCAGGAACAGAUUUGGGAGCAGCAAGGAUUGGACGUGCAGGCGCUCAAGAAGAGGUUGGCUACGCAAAAACCAUCCGGAGGCUUCAAGGACUGA